Molecule: messenger RNA, 1011 nt
Organism: Pristis pectinata (smalltooth sawfish)
Lineage: Eukaryota; Metazoa; Chordata; Chondrichthyes; Rhinopristiformes; Pristidae
Product: A-kinase anchor protein 7-like
Exons: 8
Coding region: 55-1011 (318 amino acids)
Cellular component (GO): cytosol
Molecular function (GO): protein kinase A regulatory subunit binding
Source: RefSeq, a predicted model, not a curated record
UUCUUACCCUAUCAACAUUUGCUUUUCAGCUAGUUAGUUCUUUAAAGCGAAAUCAUGGAUUCUGCGAAUGGCAGUACUUCUGAGGAAGUUUGCUCUCAGACUUUGGAGGAGCUUGCAGAAUUUCCAUUUUUUGAGACGGAUAUUAAAGAACUGUUUGAAGUUCACGACCAAGUAAGUGGACAAAGAAGUCACAAGACGCAACCUCCAAAGCAGAAAAGAAAACGAACACAUGAAAUGGGAGGAAAAAGCCUUCCAGCAGGGGAAGGAAGAAGAAAGCCACCAAAUUAUUUUGUCUCAAUACCUGUGACAAAUCCAAAGAUUUUGGACAAAAUUGAAGAUAUUCAGGAGCUAGUGGUGACCAAAGAACCCAAGUUGCUUCCUGCUGUUGUUCCUGUUGGAAGGAUGCAUUUGACCAUUAUUGUUGCUCACUUAAAUACACCAGCUGAAGUAGAAAAAGCUGUGACAGCACUACAGCAGUGCAAAAGCAAAGUGGAUUCCAUCCUGGAGGGAAAACCUCUAACUCUACUAUUCAAAGGAAUAGGGCAAUUUAAUGAUCAAAUUCUGUUUGCAAAAUUGUCAGAAGAAAUGAACAAUAAAGUAAUAUCCACACUUGGAGCAGUGGCAGAAUCUGUUGAAAUACUAUUUCGUGAAUUGGGUGUGAAUAUUGAAGGUAGCAAAGCGUUCAAGCCCCAUGCAACCUUUCUGAAGCUCUCCAAAGCACCUAUCCUUCGUCGCAAGGGCUUGCGAAAAAUCUGCCAGAGCUCUACAAGGAAUAUGAAAAUACUGUUCUUUGGCACAGAAGUUUUUACACGUAUUGAUCUGUGCUCAAUGCACAAGAAAAAUCAGCCCUCUGGCUAUUACCAUUGCGAGACCUCAAUAAAUGUAGGACUGAACAGCACACCACUUUCUUCCAACUUCCUUUUAGGGAAUUCAGAAGUUGCUAAUACUCUUGAGCCACCUCCAAUAUCUCCAGAAAAGUCAGCAAACAGGUGGAGUUGGAAAAGCCACUGA